Molecule: messenger RNA, 1681 nt
Organism: Colletotrichum godetiae
Lineage: Eukaryota; Fungi; Ascomycota; Sordariomycetes; Glomerellales; Glomerellaceae
Exons: 4
Coding region: 1-1596 (531 amino acids)
Source: RefSeq, a predicted model, not a curated record
AUGAGACAGAACUUCUUCGUCGCAUCGCCGAGUAACUCUAUCCUAAUCCUUCGUGUGAUGACAGAGCUUUGCGCUCUUGUCUUAGCUGCUCUCGUGGUCGUCGUUGUGGAAGACUUGCAAUGGGCUUUGGCAUCCCGCCCCGGCGGCGUUAGUCUAUUGCACUUUGUAGGACUUGACGCCGGUACUGGAGUAUGGGGGUUGUUGCGCCUUCUGGCAACGGCUGAAUGGAGGCAGAAGUACUCCAGUUUGUUCCGCCUGCUGGUCAUCUGCUCCAUUCCUCUGCCCGGUAUCAUUCUCAUGGGUGCUAUUUCCAUCGAACUAGUCACAUUUCCCGAGAAGACGUACAAUGUUUCGGCCGGGAUCGCCCCCUUCAAUGCCUCUUAUAUCUACGAAAUCCGCCAAUCCACAGCCACCGCGUUGCUAGUACAGAUGGGUAGCCCCGCCUGGUCUGAUCGAGACUCUUUUUCUCUUGAUCCCUUGCAUCAAGGUGUAGGGAAAUGCACCGGAGCAGACGGAGGAUGGGCCCCGUGUGACGAAUCGCAUCUGCUCACCGGCGGGGUGGUCUCAAUCGCGCCACAGGCAGACAACUUGACGAGCUAUCCGGACUCUGCGGCAUACGUGGUCCCCAACACUCGAGUCGUUCAGUUGGAAUAUGGCAAAGUACACGAUCUCGAUGGCCUACGUACAAAUGGAACUUGUUUUCUCAUCGGCGCCGACAGCGCUGCAUCGUACUGGUGUGCUGCUGUUGGCAAACAGAAAGGACUGCUUUUUGGGUCGGCAUAUUGUCCGAUUGCGCUACAAUUGACCAGUUCAUGCAUCAACAACACAGCUUGGACCAACCCUUUGGAACUGUCGUCGUCGCUAUACGUCUACUCACGUUAUGCGACUAUCACCUAUGAUCGCGGUAACUUCUCGAUCCUCGACGUUUCAGACAUGACAUCACCGGAGCAGGAUAUCAUUGGUCUUGAUGAGUACAUGUUGUCGCUAUCAGCAGUAGUCCCAGGCUUCAACAAGAGCGGCCCGGCUACAAAGGGCGACAACUCGGCAUUAGCUAUUUAUGCCGUCACAGCGCUACCGAUCAACGACAGUGAAGUGGCAAAGAAGCAGUCAUUGAGAGCCGUCAGAAAGGCUCUCUCUGUUCCAUUCAGUUACUUCCACGCAAACUACUUCUCUACUGGUCCCUCAAUCUGGGAACUCAAAGUCCCCCGCGAAGGUCUACCCGACGACAUGUACUCCACCCUAUCUAUUUCGAUCCUCAGUCAUCAGGUUGUUGCGGGAAUUAUCAGCAGGUGGCUUUUCGUCACAGUGGCCGGUAUCAUUCUGUGUAUAUCGUUGGCCAUCAUCAUAGCCACGUCCAGGGUGUGUGUAAAGAGGCCAGAGAGGUGUGGCUACCCGACGUUGGAUUUUGCCGCCGUGUGUGCUGUAAGAGGAGGAAUACCUUCUAGCUCUCCUGAGUGGGGUAAUACACAAGAACCGACUAAUCAUGAAAGAGGCCAUGCGAGCGGUCUACACAGGAGCCUGACGCAACUUGGGCAAAAGCCACAACCCUUCGGAGUUGCGAAGAACAUAAAGAACGAAAGAGUAAUACUAAGCUAAUGAGAUUUUGAGAACAUGACGAUCAAUGAACUUCACAAUACCUAGAAAGCGCACUUUGGGUUAUUUGAAAUAGAAAUAUUAAGAC